Nanorana parkeri is the source of this 861-nucleotide messenger RNA. RefSeq names its product TATA-box binding protein like 1 (gene TBPL1). The transcript has 7 exons. Lineage: Eukaryota; Metazoa; Chordata; Amphibia; Anura; Dicroglossidae. The record is from RefSeq and is a predicted model, not a curated record. Gene Ontology annotation, biological process: DNA-templated transcription initiation. Gene Ontology annotation, molecular function: DNA binding; general transcription initiation factor activity. The coding region runs from base 219 to 779 and encodes 186 amino acids.
GCCGUAAUAGGCUAUUGGCAGCUCAUGCGGCGCUUGCUGAUUGGCGGGAGGGCGUGGCGGCAGGGGACUGCGCUCCAGGGUUACCAGGUCCCUGCACUGCUUCCGGAAUACCGUGUUCGGCUGUUGAUCUCCGCUCUGUACUGGCUGCACCGGUUCUGACGGUGCACUUACAGGGUGCAUUCUUCAUGGUUUGUAAAAGAAUCGAGUAAUCCACCUCAAUGGAUGCGGACAGCGAUGUGGCAUUAGAUAUUUUAAUCACAAAUGUUGUAUGUGUGUUCCGGACUAGAUGUCAUUUAAACCUACGAAAGAUUGCAUUGGAGGGGACAAAUGUCAUAUACAAGCGUGAAGUUGGCAAAGUGUUGAUGAAACUGAGAAAGCCUAGAGUAACCGCCACAAUCUGGUCAUCUGGAAAAAUUAUUUGUACAGGAGCCACCAGUGAAGAGGAAGCCAAAAUCGGUGCUAGACGGUUGGCUCGUUGUUUGCAGAAACUUGGCUUUUUGGUAAAAUUUACAGAGUUUAAAGUUGUCAAUGUGCUGGCAGUGUGUAAUAUGCCAUUUGAAAUAAGACUCCCAGAAUUUACCAAGAAAAACCGCCCUCAUGCAAGUUAUGAACCUGAACUUCAUCCUGCGGUUUGCUAUAGAAUAAAGACUUUAAAAUCAACACUACAGAUUUUCUCGACUGGAAGUAUUACUGUAACAGGUCCAAAUGUGACGUCCGUUGCCACUGCCGUGGAGCAAAUUUACCCUUAUGUGUUUGAAAGCAGAAAAGUGAUUUUGUAAAUAACCACUCUAUGAAACCCAUCCCUUUUACCACUUCAUGAAUUGAGGUUUUAAGCCCAGACACCAUUAAAAUAAACAAAAA